Messenger RNA from Rotaria sordida, 465 nucleotides. The record is from the annotation of a GenBank genome assembly. NCBI's taxonomy places the organism in Eukaryota, Metazoa, Rotifera, Eurotatoria, Philodinida, Philodinidae.
AUGGGGCUUAAUCGAGAUGGUAUUCUCAGAUAUAUCGUUGCAAUACAUUUUCUUUGUACAAAUAUGGCUCUGAUAACCGACUGGUUACCAAUGUCGUACAUUUUGAGUCAAGUGACUAUUAUAGUGCUUGGUUUUUGGGCAGUAAUAAAUCGUGACAGUGCUAUUCUAGUUGAACUUUUAAUGUUAGUGGAAUUUUUUUCGAUUAUUCUUGAUGCAAUUGGUAUUGGAAUGCAUUUUCAAAUUGCAAGACGAGCUUAUCUAGUUACUGGUUAUAGCUCUAAUUUUGUUCUUAGUGCUAUAUUUGCUAUAUUUCUUUUGCUACUGAAACCGAUAAUACUUCUAUUAUUAAAUAAAGUCAGACAAGAUCGUCUUGGUGAUGCAGCAUCACCAACAUUCGGAGGUUGGGGUCCUAAUACACCAACUCCUGUCCCGGGAUAUACACCAGUUGACGAACAAACUGCUUAA